CACCCACAACCAACCCCAUCCACUGCCAUGUCUGACGAAUUGGCACCUCCCUUGCUUGGGAGAGAAACGGUACCCGUGCCAACAGAUGGCAUCGAUCGCUAUACUGGCAGGCCCCGACAGAGCAGCACGCUUUCAUACAGAACAACCCUCAAUCGCACCUCUUCAAAAGUUGACCACGUCGUCCUCUUCAAAACAGACGAGAAGGAUCUUGCUGGAUCAGCGAAGGAUUUAGAACAGCUUGUGAAACGUAUUGAUCAAGUUGGUUUACGUGUGCAAGUCAGAGAAGGCGCGGAACCUGGUGAUCUGUUGGUUUUUGUCAAGUGCCCUGAGCAGCGCUUGCAUAAAGAGCAUUUCAAUGCUCGUACGAAUGACUGGCUAGCGGCUGUUCGUCUUGAUGUGCCUAAGAGAGAUGAGACAGAGGCUGUCACUGAGUCUGAGCGGCUACGACUCGUGCAUCUCAUCCUGACAGCACCGGUCGAAGAAGGCGGUGCAGGCAUCACACCCAAGCUUGGUGCUUGGCGUCGCGUUGAAGCCAUCUUCCCACUCCACAAUCAAGAAUUUGAGAACCGCUGGUUACACCAGUGGUCGACGCGCUGGUUCAUUGAUGACGCUGAGCUCGGCCAUGUCGCUGAGCAUUUCGGUACCAAGAUUGCAUUGUACUUUGCAUUCUUGCAGUUUUACCUCAAGGCACUCACACUUCCUGCUGCAAUUGGGCUUGGUGCAUUUUUUUUGCUUCCUGAACACUCACCCAUCUAUGUUGCUGCCAUCUCACUUUGGGCUGUGGUAUUCAAUGAGCUAUGGGCGCGACGAGAACAAGACCUGGCAACGCGAUGGGGCGUGAAACACUGUUCUCAGGUAGAACACCGACGUGCUGCGUUUGAAGGUACGUCAACUGCAAAAGACCCAGUGACGGGCGAGACAGCCAAGACCUUUUCCUCCUGGCAACGUCUGCAACGAGAAGCCUUAUCAAUUCCGUUUGCGCUCGUUGCGGGCACCUUUCUAGCUGCUGUGCUGACGGGUAUCUUUUCUGUUGAAGUCUUCUUGGGAGAGAUUUAUGAUGGUCCUCUCAAGUCUGUCUUGACAUUCACCCCGACCGUUCUCUUCACGCUGCUUGUCGGGCCUUUCUCUAGCUACUACAUGAAAGCUGCACAGCAGCUCACUCUAUAUGAGAACCACGAGACAGACGCCAAGUUCAAUGCUGCCAUGACGAGAAAGACAUUCGUUUUGAACUUCCUGACAUCCUACACAGCGCUCUUCCUGACGCUCUUUGUCUACUUGCCAUUCGGACAUCUCAUUGUCCCAAGGCUCGAUGUAUUUGGCGUGACGACGACAUAUGCCGAUUAUGGCGUCAAAGCAAAACCCUUCGUCAUUGACCAACACCGCAUUCGCAACCAGCUCUUCUACUUUGCCGUCACAGCGCAAAUUGUCAAUCUGGCGACAGAAUUCCUUGUACCGCUAGCAACACGUCUCAUCAAGGGCGAGGCACAACAUCUGCGGGAAUCCUUUACCGGUAAAUCCCGAUACAAGCCACAAGAUUUGCCAGAGGAGUCUGCCUUUCUGGAGCAAGUCCGGCAAGAAUCUGCACGGCCAGAGUACAACAUCUACUCGGAUUACUCUGAGAUGGUGAUUCAAUUUGGGUAUACAGUCAUGUGGUCUCCCAUAUGGCCCUUGACGCCCGUCUGCGCAUUCAUCAAUAAUGUCGUCGAGUUGCGUGCGGAUGCCGCUAAACUGUGUCGAAACAUGCGACGUCCUGUACCGGCUCGUCAAGAUUCAAUUGGUCCGUGGACGGAUCAUUUAUGGUUAUUGACGUGGUUGGGAUCGUUGACGAUGCCAUCGAUUGUCUACCUCCUGCGUGGUCAUCCAGCACACAGUAAGCCCUUUUGGCAUUUAUUAGGGUUCAUGUUCUUUGGCGAGCAUUUGUUCAUGGCUAUGCGUAUGGCUGUACGUGCUGUGCUGCAGAGGCUUCCAUUGCAAGCACAAGUAGCGUCACGAAGGGAAGAACUUGCCCUGCGCAAGUCGCAUAUUGAGAAAUUGAUGGAUCGGGAGGAGCGAGAGGUCGAGACGCAGUCGCAUGCUGAGGACCAGAACGACUUCUUCUCAAGUGGUAUUGAUCAUGUUUGCGCACAUGGGAAGGAGCUCAUUCAGUCGAGUGUGCAGAAGAAGAAGAUGUCCCAGCAAGAGACAAAGAAGGAGCUGUAGUGUGAUUUAGCUCAAGUACGUGGAUUUCAAUUUUGUGCCCAU
This is a messenger RNA of Protomyces lactucae-debilis, 2241 nucleotides long. Its product is annotated as calcium-activated chloride channel-domain-containing protein. The transcript has a single exon. Gene Ontology annotation, molecular function: chloride channel activity. The coding region runs from base 28 to 2199 and encodes 723 amino acids. The record is from RefSeq and is a predicted model, not a curated record. Gene Ontology annotation, cellular component: cortical endoplasmic reticulum. Gene Ontology annotation, biological process: chloride transmembrane transport. NCBI's taxonomy places the organism in Eukaryota, Fungi, Ascomycota, Taphrinomycetes, Taphrinales, Protomycetaceae.